UCUGCGAAACAAUUAGCACAAGCCUUUGUCUGAGCUUUCUAGCCAGAAAAUAUUGGCAAGACUUAUGCUAAAGUUAGGAUCCAAACCUUCCUGAUGACGUAAAGUCUAAUAAAGAAACUGAUUUUGGUGACAUAUUCUUGAAUAGAUUAUUCCAUACAAAGUUGCUUCUAUCCGACUACAUUGACUCAACGUUUGAGGGGUUGAUAGACUCGCAAUCGUUGUCCAUACCAAUUCGAUACUUCCUCUGCAUGUUAGACACGUUUGGAAAUGACUAUAAAAUUGAGUCAGAUGUUUUACAAGCAUGGAAAAUUGAGUGUUAUGCCGCGCGAGUGUGGGCUCCGUUCAUAGCUAAACCAGAAAUACUGUUUGAUGUUAAUGUACCUGGUCAUGUGGAACCAUGUUUGGACAUUCUAAGACAAGUGUUUGUAGAAAGCUUCACACAGACAGCUCACAAAGUGAACAAGGAGUCACCACCACAGAAACUGUUGUUUCAUAAAGAUAUACCAAGAUACAGGAAACUCAUCGCUCCUUUCUUCGUACGAGUAGAGCAAGUGAAUGAACAAGAAUUCUGGAGUGAAUUAGAAGAAAUAUCAAAUACACAGAAAGAAGAAUUGAAUUUCAGUCGACAAGCUACUCUUCAUCAACUGUAUAAUUUGUUUAUUGGGAAGUAUAGAUCUGAUAUUAUUGAUGAUUUUGAGGACUUGGAGGAAAGCAAAACCCUUCAGUUCGCACAUAAACUUGAAGAAGUCAUAGAUUUAAUGGAGGAAUUUUCAAGCGAUUCUUAAUUAAAGGAAUAUGUCUCAUAUCACAGAAAGUAUAUUACAUGUACUAUACAAUAGAUUGUUAAAAUCAAAUUCUUGGUUUUGUUUGUUAAUUUUUUUAUAAUAGAUAAAACAUUUCUGAUAUGCCUUUUAAACACGAAAAGGACAAACAAAACAGAAGAGUUUCGUGUAUUCGUGAAUGUUAAAUACAAUGCCAAUUGUAACUGACUGCUUACGAAUACAAGAAUACAUAAAUUUUGGUAACUUAUGCAUUGAUUUAACUGGUGUUCACAUUAUGUCGGAAAUUUAAGAUGCUUUCUUCUCUUACAUUUCAGGUAGCACAUGUCUUGUAUCAUACGUUAUUACUUGUAGUCCACCUUCAUGACAUAUUUCUGUAUAUUUUCAUGUACAUCAAAAGGUAUUUUGGUGUAUUAUUAAUACUUUUACAUACAUAAUUUUUAAACAAAAGUUAACACUUGAUUUAAGCAAUUGAAUGUUUUCAUAGUCAAAUACAUAUCUGAUUUUGUUUUAUAAUAUGAUAACACAAUUUAUUGGUUUUUCUUUGAGGAUUGGUUGACUCCAAAUGUUUUAGAAGUACUAAUACUGGUCAUAGUAUCAUAUUUAACAGUAUCCAUUUCUAGUUUAUCGGGAAAGAGGAGACACACAUUUAACGUGUAGCAUUAGGUGGGGUGCUUUUUGUACUUUUUUUUUUAUGAAAUACCGACUUAUAAUAUAUUUAACGGUAAACAAAUAAUUAUAAUAACAGCUAUAUCUGUUCUGGAAAAAAAAUAAUCUUUUAUUUACCUUAACUUUUUUUUCUAUGUUGUUGAUGCCAUACUUGUGACAUAUCUAGCAUACAUUUUUUUAAGUCACUGAGAAAAAAGUGCAGUUAUUUUGUAUGUGUUGAGCCUUCUUGGCUUAUCAGCUGUUGUCUGUCAUAGUUCCCAAAACAUGUCACACAGUAUAUUCAUUUGCGUGUGAUCUGUAACUUUAAUUUAUGUUAUGAGUUGGAUUGUAAUGAUUAAACUAUAAAUAUAAUAAAUGUCCAGACAUUGCUUAAUAAAGAUGUAGGAUAUCUUACUACAAAACUCGCAUUGACCUAGAAUAUUACAUCCGUUUUUUCUAUCUAUAUGGUAUGCUGUCAA
Messenger RNA from Mytilus trossulus (common blue mussel), 1906 nucleotides. RefSeq names its product plexin-B-like. The transcript is spliced from 7 exons. Gene Ontology annotation, cellular component: semaphorin receptor complex; plasma membrane. NCBI's taxonomy places the organism in Eukaryota, Metazoa, Mollusca, Bivalvia, Mytilida, Mytilidae. The record is from RefSeq and is a predicted model, not a curated record. Gene Ontology annotation, biological process: sensory neuron axon guidance; semaphorin-plexin signaling pathway involved in axon guidance; motor neuron axon guidance. Bases 249 to 785 code for a protein of 178 amino acids. Gene Ontology annotation, molecular function: semaphorin receptor activity.